CCCCUCCCUGUGCAGGUGGACGUGCUGGUGACCACGGCGGGGGGGGUGGAGGAGGACCUGAUCAAGUGCCUGGCACCCACCUACAUCGGGGACUUCCACCUGCGGGGCCGGGACCUGCGGGAGAGCGGCAUCAACAGGAUCGGGAACCUGCUGGUGCCCAACGACAACUACUGCAAGUUUGAGGACUGGCUGAUGCCCAUCCUGGACCGGAUGGUGGAGGAGCAGGACACGCAGGGCGUGCGGUGGACGCCGUCCCGGGUGAUCGCGCGGCUGGGGAAGGAGAUCAACCACCCCGAGUCGGUCUGUUACUGGGCCCAGAAGAACAACAUCCCGGUGCUGAGCCCGGCGCUCACCGACGGCUCCCUGGGGGACAUGAUCUUCUUCCACUCCUACAAACGCCCGGGGCUGGUGCUGGACAUUGUGGAGGACCUGCGGCUCAUCAACACCCAGGCCAUCUUCGCCCUCAAGACCGGGAUGAUCAUCCUGGGCGGGGGCCUGGUCAAGCACCACAUCGCCAACGCCAACCUCAUGAGGAACGGCGCCGACUUCUCCGUGUACGUGAACACGGCGCAGGAGUUCGACGGCUCCGACUCGGGCGCGCGGCCGGACGAGGCCGUGUCCUGGGGCAAGAUCCGCGUGGACGCCACCCCCGUCAAGGUUUACGCCGACGCCUCGCUGGUGUUCCCGUUGCUGGUGGCCGAGACCUUCGCCCGCAGCGCCGACGCCUUCCCGGUGCCAGGGGGGCACUGAGGGACUCCCCGGCUCGGGGGUGACCCCCACACGCAUCCCCAGGGUGGGGGACAGUGGGGUGACACCCCCUGGGAAGGGAGGGGGGGUACAGGAGACUUCCACACCUGCCCUCCCCUGUCCCCGUCCCCUUGUCCCCCAUCCCCUCCCCGCUGCUUGUAUUUAUUUGAGCUCCCAAUAAACCACAGCCGGGUCUCCACU
Molecule: messenger RNA, 948 nt
Organism: Neopelma chrysocephalum (saffron-crested tyrant-manakin)
Lineage: Eukaryota; Metazoa; Chordata; Aves; Passeriformes; Pipridae
Gene: DHPS
Product: deoxyhypusine synthase
Exons: 7
Biological process (GO): peptidyl-hypusine biosynthetic process
Cellular component (GO): cytoplasm
Molecular function (GO): deoxyhypusine synthase activity
Source: RefSeq, a predicted model, not a curated record